UUCGGUAACUUGAUGAAAUAUUUGUUCCAACAAUAUGGCCGUAAUGUGAAGACGAAUUUAGAUACAUAUGCACAGAAACGAUUACGGUAUUUCUUGAGAUUAAAUGCAUUCAGACAGAACUACACUAACCGAGCGAAUGGCCUACCGAUAUCAUCGUCAGCCGGUCCACGAAUGUCUCGAACACAAAGCAGCAAUCGAUCUCGUUUGGCCAAACGAUUAGCAUCACCUCUCGCUGCAUCAUAUCGUUUCAUUGCCCAUGACACUGCAUUUGCCACAUCUAGUUCAUUGUAUGUAUCCAGUAGGCGUGAUGAAUAUGGUUGUCAACAUACAGUGGGCCACGUCACAUUAAAAUCAAAUCAAGCGUAUUAUUUCAAUAUGAUUUUCAACAUGGAGAAAAUCAAUCGAGUGUUGAAAGCAAACAAAAAAUUCGAACAUAUUCUCAGAACAUAUUCAAAUGGAAGGCAAUGCAAUACGAUUUGUGAACGAAGCCAGAUCAUCACGAUUGUGUGCCAGAUGUUUCGAACCGUUUCCAUUGAGCACAUUGAACGAUCUUGUCAAGGUGUGUGAAUGGUGUAUGCUCGAUCAAGAUGAUUGGCCGGAUGGAAUGAAGUUACCAGAGAAAAUUGUAGCGGCAAAGAGCAAGCGGAAGUUGCGAUCAGAGCGACGAGCGAUGCGACAAGCAGCAGUGCAGAAUCCAGAUCAACCCCUUGGUUUUGUGUCUAAGGUGAUUUGCUACCGUAAAAACUGGCAACAAAACGCGGCAAACGGUAUGGAUGACAAUGUUGAAGAACGCAGAGGUGUUAGCAAUCACGGCGGAGGUAUUAUCGAGUACACAGAUGAAUAUGAGCCCGAAGACCCUGUUGACGACUUUUCAUUACUGAAGACAGUUUGGCAACGUGACAUUUCGGCUGCAAAAUUGAUCUUGUACAGAGGGCAUUGCGAACUUAUUGGACAUCGCCUGCAUGAUGCGUUCACUCUUCAACACUCUCUGAGUUCCAUCACAUGGAAUGAUACGUGUGACGGCAUAUUUUCACAUGGAACUUCGUUCCCAGUGCGCCGAGCACUAGCUACAUGUAAUAACGUGUGGUUUCUAAUAUUCGGAUACGUUCGCUCUAUAUAUAGCAAGUGUUCGGUGCACUGGGAACGAAGUUCCGUGUAAAAAUAUGCC
This is a messenger RNA of Sitodiplosis mosellana (orange wheat blossom midge), 1168 nucleotides long. RefSeq lists its product as uncharacterized. The transcript is spliced from 2 exons. The record is from RefSeq and is a predicted model, not a curated record. The coding region runs from base 455 to 1159 and encodes 234 amino acids. NCBI's taxonomy places the organism in Eukaryota, Metazoa, Arthropoda, Insecta, Diptera, Cecidomyiidae.